Molecule: messenger RNA, 1695 nt
Organism: Ceratina calcarata
Lineage: Eukaryota; Metazoa; Arthropoda; Insecta; Hymenoptera; Apidae
Gene: DCTN4-p62
Product: dynactin subunit 4
Exons: 9
Coding region: 131-1612 (493 amino acids)
Cellular component (GO): dynactin complex
Source: RefSeq, a predicted model, not a curated record
UUGCAAUUGCAAAAAACGUAAGAUGGCUCGAAGAAAGUCUUGUUGUUAGAUCGAAAGGAGUGCCACUUGUUUUAUGACAAGUAGAGAAAAAUAUAUAUAUUUUUGACUAGUAUUAAAUAUAGAUUUAAUCAUGUCGUACUUAAAUCAAGCCGAUUACGUUCGUUACGUAUGUAAUUGCGGCUCUCUGAAACCUAUUUCGAAGAUUUAUUUCUGUAGGCAUUGCUUGAAAAUUCGUUGCGGUUAUUGUGUCUGUCAAGAGGUCGACUCUCAUUAUUGCACUAAUUGCAUGGAAAUUGUGCCGCCGACAGAAGUUCGUUUAAAGAAAAAUAGAUGUUCCAACUGUUUUGAAUGCCCCUGUUGCCUUCAAACAUUGUGCACACGAGCUGGUCAUGUACCUUUGAGGGUAGCAGUGACCGAAGGUGAAGAAUCCAAAGAUGUCAAAACGACACCAAAGAAAGUUUACUAUCUAUCUUGUUCGAUGUGUAGAUGGACGUCCAGAGAUGCUGGAAUCCCAGAUCAGUCUGUAGCUACUGGAGGUUGGCCUGAACAAGAGAAUCCUCACAUGAGUAGAAUCAAUGCUUUGAUCGAUUAUCAUAAGAUAUUAGCUUCUAUAGAGAAACAGCAAUGUGAGACGAAGAAAUUUCGACCCAAACGGCCUUUCAUGCAGACUACUAUGUUCAGAAUAACGUCUUCUAUGAUUCGUAAGCACAUUGGACACCCUACGAUACCUGCUGCUCCGUCAACUGAUCAACCUCCACCGGCUGUUGCCAGUGCGGAUGUCGAGGAGUUGCCAGCAGAUAUUUUUACAAAACCAGUAGAUAUAAACAAAAUUACUACGUUGGAACAGCGACUGCAACAUCUGGACGUGCAGGCAGAGAACGUACACGAGUUACGACCGCAGCGUAGACAAUUUUUAGUUAAAAGAUCGCAACGAUGCCGCGUUUGCGAGCAUAGUCUCAGUAAGCCGGACCUCUGUUCGCAGUCUGUGAAGUUUAAGAUACAACUUGCUGCGUUUUAUUAUAUACCAGAAGUGAGAAUCGUUACUUGUGAACCACUUCGUCCAGGAAAGUCGAGCGAGUUGCUUUUAAAGUUUUGCAAUCCGACUCAAUAUCAAACUCAAAUAACGUUACUGUCAUUGGACAGCCCAAUGACGCCUGUAACCGUUACUGACGAAAAGGAUGAGUUAAAACAAGAAAAUCUUGAACAAGAGUCUGAAUCGCCAAACUUAUUACCUUCUAUUGUACGACAAGUGCCUGUAGCGGAGGAAACGAAACCCAUAAACGUUCAUGCAAAUGCAGAUUUGACUUUGCCUCAGAAUUCUUUUAUUCUCCCACUUAGGGACGAUAUCGCCGAGUACGACGAUACCGGUGAUACGCAUAAUUUUCAAGAUGAUCCUAAGCUCAUGGUCUGGCGAAAGGAUAACAAAGCCGUAAUAAGACUUCACGUGACUCCAGAUGAAAAUAUAGAAGAGAAUGAACCUGUUAUAAUUGGGUUUGUUAUGCAAUAUGGAUAUGUAAAUACUAUUACAACGUUAGAUCAUAAAGCGCUUCAAAAGGUGGAUCUUAAAGUUAAACUUUAUCUUACUGUGGGAAAUAUCGUUGGAAGCGCUUAAUGGUCACUACUACGCCACCGAAUAUUAAUAUUUACAUUAUAGAAUUAUAAUUACUAAUACAAAUUCUUAUACUGCGCUUAUAA